UGCUUUUGUCUCGACGACGAUCAAUGAACGAGGUAGCACUUAGAGGCCUUGAUCCUACAUCUGGAAGUCAAGCGAAGCAUGAUCUUUUGACGUAUUUUGAACAGCUGAAGGCGUCUCCGAACGGCUGGUUGCUCUGCGCGGACACUUUCGUGCGGAACGUUUACAGAGAUCAGUAUGUUCAGUUCUUUUUGAUUCAAGUUAUCGAGCACCAUAUUCGCAACAGACAUGUAGCGUCAGAGGAGACGGAAAAGAUGAAAUUGAGACAGAUGAUGCUAACAUGGAUUGAAAACCAGGCUACAUCAAAGGUCAAAGAGAAAGGCGUAAUAAUACGAAAAGUCGCUCAGUUGUUUGCACUGCUAUUGCUCACCGACUACCCACAACAGUGGCCGACAUUCUUUGCAGAUCUGUUUCACAGACUGCAUCUCGGUGUCGCCUGCAUUGAAGUGUAUUUGCGGAUUUUAUUGGCAAUUGAUGAUGAGAUAACAGAGAGAGAUGUUUUACACACACCAGAAGAAAUGGCUCGUAACGUGUUGAUUAGAGACACGAUGAGACAGCAGUGUGUACCACAGCUUGUGGAUUCGUUGCUGCAAAUUCUGGAGAUGACUGAACAAAGAAAUGAUGAAUUGGCAUGUCUGUGUUUGGACGUCGUUGGAAAAUAUGUUGCAUGGAUUGAUAUCAAUUUAGUUGUAAAUGACAAAGUUAUUGGGAUGUUAUUACGAUAUUUGGGUGUGGAAAAUCUAAGAGAGAGUGCGACGGACUGUCUUCAUGAGAUUAUCAGUAAAGGUAUGGAUCCUGUUUCUAAGACUAAGUUGAUUGAAUCGGUCAUCAAGCUACUAGAAGACUCGAAUAUCCUCCCACCUGCAGAGGAUGAGGAUAUUGACUUUGUUGCAAAAUUGGCAAACUUUAUUAAUGGAGUUGGUAUGGCACUGGUGUCAAGCUGGAACAAAUUGGUGAAAGCUCACGAUCCUACUGCUGGUCAAACUCUUGAUGCUCUACAAUCAAAGCUUCCUCUUCUCUUCAGAUUUCUCGGUGAUGAAGACGACGAUGUUUCUCAGUCUGUCUUUCGAUUUGCUCACAGCUACGUGUCCACGUUAAAAUCGCAUGCCGAAGUUGCUGAAGAUAAUUAUCAUCAGUUUGUUGCUUUGCUGUCUAUCGUAAUCAAGAAACUGCGUUAUGAUGAGUUGUACAAUUUUGAACAGGAGGGAGAAGAUGAGGUGAUGUUUUUAAGCUACAGGAAGCAGUUGAAAGGGUUGUUUGAUAGCUUGGUUCAACUGAAUCCCCACUACUGCUUGAUGACUGUGCAGGAUUUGGCAAGUAAAGUAUUCAGCAAUAUUCAUCACUAUCCCUUCUGUGACGUGGAAGUCGCUCUUCGACUCGUCUACUUACUGGGAGAGACAAUACCAAAUCCACAUUUCGGAGUCGAUUCAAAGUUUCCAGAAAUGAAAGAACUUGUUGCAACUGUUGUCACAAGUCACGUCUCUCAUCAUUCUCAUCCAGAGGUUUCUCAGUUGUAUUUUGAAACGCUCGUCAGAUAUGAAAAGUUUUUUAGUCACGAGCCACAGCACCUUGCUGUAGGUUUGGCUUCAUUUCUCGAUCACCGAGGUUUAAGAAACAGUAACAAUCAUGUUCGAAGUCGUUGUGCAUACUUAUUUGCAAGAUUUGUGAAACAGUUGCGAACUCAACUCCAUCUUGUAGCUCAUGAUGCAUUGAAGAGAAUUCAAGACCUUCUAGUGCUCUCGCCUGAAAAUGGCUGCAUAAGUGAUUUUGUAUCAGUUGAUGACCAGAUGUUUCUUUAUGAAGCUGCUGCUGUUCUGAUCAUAUCUACUGGUGCACCACAAGAUAAGCAACUACUGAUGAUGAAGUCUUUGAUGUCACCCGUGCUGGAGAAAUUUGAGUCAAGUUUGGCCAAACUAACGGCAACAGAAUGCGACACCACACAACAACAGUUAGCAGAAUUUAUCCACAACCUAAUUGCAUUAGGAAGUCGAACAAGUAAAGCUUUCAAUUCUCACCAGACAAUGCAGCAAUGUGGAUGUACGGAGUGCUUUCAAGAAGCAUUGUCUGUCUUUCUCAAAGUUCUUAACGUGGCAGUUCAUCGAGAGCUUCUUCAGUCAGCUGUUACGCAGUUUCUUCAUCGAAUGAUAGUGUGCUUAGGAGAGGAUCUGUUGCCAUACAUUCCUAUUGCUGUCUCUCAUUUGCUGAAGGAUUGUAGUCAACGAGACCUUCAAGAGUUCAUUCCCCUCAUCAAUCAGCUAAUUGUCAAGUUUAAGUCUAAAAUCCAGCCGUUUGUUACCGAGAUUUUUAUGCCACUAGUUCAUGGCAUCUUUGUAUUCCUCAACAGCGAAGUCGAUGAGCUUGAUCACACUGCACAAAAGGAUUGUCAGUUGUUGCAUAAGGGUUAUUUCACAUUUCUUAGUGCAUUGAUAGCAAACGGGUUUUCUCAAGUUAUAGCAGAUCAAGUGCCUGAAAACGUUCACCAAGUUCUUUCAACGUUAGUGCAAGGAGCAGUGGAUUUUCCUGAUCCUUCGACACAGAAGACGUGCUUUGCAUGUCUACGUCGUCUUGUUGAUGUUUGGGGAGAUGGACAAGUUGUAGUUGGGUUUGAUACGUUUAUAUACAAGAGUGUGGUUCCUUCAUGUUUUCUUGCUCCUUUGAAAGCGGAGUUUGAUCUUAGAGACGGACAAACAGUUAUUGCUUUAGGAGAAUCCGGGCAAACAAUGAAAGAAAUACUAAGCAAACGAGGUCCUGAAUGUAUACACUUUUUGCAGACUGAAUAUCUACCAUCACUGCAUUUAGCACCAGACACGGCACAAGAUUAUCUUCAACAUUUGCAGCAUUGUGAUCAGAAGACGUUUAAGAGUUUUCUAAAGACAUUCUUCAUGCAGCUCAAGCAUCAGUUAUGACAUCAACUGAUAUCCACAGCAGCAUUUAUCAGCAUUAAUACUUUGGAAUAAAACGAAGAUAAGGAAAUCAGAUAUUCUAUGUUUCGAUAGUGUUAUUUCAAAAUAUAACAUUUCUAUUUCUUGUUGAAUUUUGAGUAAAUACGUUAUAUCUUUGCAGCAGGUAUUCCUCAUAUAAAAGUGUAUUGUAUUGAUUGAUGCAUCCGUCUGAUGUAAUAAGCUCAUGUAUUAUGAGAUGCAUCCCUCUCAUACAAUAGUCUAGUGUAUUGUGAGAUGCAUCCCUCCAACAC
Corticium candelabrum is the source of this 3190-nucleotide messenger RNA. Its product is annotated as exportin-T-like. Bases 24 to 2903 code for a protein of 959 amino acids. Gene Ontology annotation, biological process: tRNA re-export from nucleus. The transcript is spliced from 38 exons. Gene Ontology annotation, cellular component: nuclear pore; nuclear matrix; cytoplasm. Gene Ontology annotation, molecular function: small GTPase binding; tRNA binding. The record is from RefSeq and is a predicted model, not a curated record. NCBI's taxonomy places the organism in Eukaryota, Metazoa, Porifera, Homoscleromorpha, Homosclerophorida, Plakinidae.